Calliphora vicina (urban bluebottle blowfly) is the source of this 8661-nucleotide messenger RNA. Its product is annotated as titin-like. The record is from RefSeq and is a predicted model, not a curated record. The annotation marks the transcript as partial. NCBI's taxonomy places the organism in Eukaryota, Metazoa, Arthropoda, Insecta, Diptera, Calliphoridae. The transcript is spliced from 2 exons.
GUUGAGGAAACUUCUAUUGAAGAACAACCUGAAGAAGUUAAAGAGCUUCCUGAAGAAGUUCGUAUUGUGGAGUCUAUUUCUGAAGAUGGUAAACCCAAGAAGAAGGUUGUCCGUACCCGUGUUAUCAAAAAGGUUAAGGGUGGCAAACAAGAAGUCACCAAGAUCGAAACAGUUGAAGAAGAUGACAAACAACCUGAAACUACAGUUACUGUUGAGGAAACUCCUAUUGAAGAACAACCCGAAGAAAUCAGAGAACUUCCAGAAGAAGUUCGUGUUGUGGAGUCUAUUUCUAAAGAUGGUAAACCCAAGAAGAAGGUUGUCCGUACCCGUGUUAUCAAAAAGGUUAAGGGUGGCAAACAAGAAGUCACCAAGAUUGAAACCGUAGAAGAAGAUGACAAACAACCUGAAACCACAGUUACAGUUGAAGAAACUCCUAUUGAAGAACAACCUGAAGAUGUUAAAGAGCUUCCUGAAGAAGUUCGUGUUGUGGAGUCUAUUUCUGAGGAUGGUAAGCCCAAGAAGAAGGUUGUCCGUACCCGUGUUAUCAAAAAGGUUAAGGGUGGCAAACAAGAAGUCACCAAGAUUGAAACCGUAGAAGAAGAUGACAAACAACCUGAAACCACAGUUACAGUUGAAGAAACUCCUAUUGAAGAACAACCUGAAGAUGUUAAAGAGCUUCCUGAAGAAGUUCGUGUUGUGGAGUCUAUUUCUGAGGAUGGUAAGCCCAAGAAGAAGGUUGUCCGUACCCGUGUUAUCAAAAAGGUUAAGGGUGGCAAACAAGAAGUCACCAAGAUUGAAACCGUAGAAGAAGAUGACAAACAACCUGAAACCACAGUAACUGUUGAGGAAACUCCUGUUGAAGAACAACCUGAAGAAAUCAAAGAGCUUCCAGAAGAAGUCCGUGUCGUGGAGUCUAUUUCUGAAGAUGGUAAACCCAAGAAGAAGGUUGUCCGUACCCGUGUUAUCAAAAAGGUUAAGGGUGGCAAACAAGAAGUCACCAAGAUCGAAACAGUUGAAGAAGAUGACAAACAACCUGAAACUACAGUUACUGUUGAGGAAACUCCUAUUGAAGAACAACCCGAAGAAAUCAGAGAACUUCCAGAAGAAGUUCGUGUUGUGGAGUCUAUUUCUAAAGAUGGUAAACCCAAGAAGAAGGUUGUCCGUACCCGUGUUAUCAAAAAGGUUAAGGGUGGCAAACAAGAAGUCACCAAGAUUGAAACCGUAGAAGAAGAUGACAAACAACCUGAAACCACAGUUACAGUUGAGGAAACUCCUAUUGAAGAACAACCUGAAGAAGUUAAAGAGCUUCCUGAAGAAGUUCGUGUUGUGGAGUCUAUUUCUGAAGAUGGUAAACCCAAGAAGAAGGUUGUCCGUACCCGUGUUAUCAAAAAGGUUAAGGCUGGCAAACAAGAAGUCACCAAGAUUGAAACCGUAGAAGAAGAUGACAAACAACCUGAAACCACAGUUACUGUUGAGGAAACUCCUAUUGAAGAACAACCUGAAGAAGUUAAAGAACUUCCAGAAGAAGUUCGUGUUGUGGAGUCUAUUUCUAAAGAUGGUAAACCCAAGAAGAAGGUUGUCCGUACCCGUGUUAUCAAAAAGGUUAAGGGUGGCAAACAAGAAGUCACCAAGAUUGAAACCGUAGAAGAAGAUGAGAAACAACCUGAAACCACAGUUACAGUUGAAGAAACUCCUAUUGAAGAACAACCUGAAGAUGUUAAAGAGCUUCCUGAAGAAGUUCGUGUUGUGGAGUCUAUUUCUGAGGAUGGUAAGCCCAAGAAGAAGGUUGUCCGUACCCGUGUUAUCAAAAAGGUUAAGGGUGGCAAACAAGAAGUCACCAAGAUUGAAACCGUAGAAGAAGAUGACAAACAACCUGAAACCACAGUAACUGUUGAGGAAACUCCUGUUGAAGAACAACCUGAAGAAAUCAAAGAGCUUCCAGAAGAAGUCCGUGUCGUGGAGUCUAUUUCUGAAGAUGGUAAACCCAAGAAGAAGGUUGUCCGUACCCGUGUUAUCAAAAAGGUUAAGGGUGGCAAACAAGAAGUCACCAAGAUCGAAACAGUUGAAGAAGAUGACAAACAACCUGAAACUACAGUUACUGUUGAGGAAACUCCUAUUGAAGAACAACCCGAAGAAAUCAGAGAACUUCCAGAAGAAGUUCGUGUUGUGGAGUCUAUUUCUAAAGAUGGUAAACCCAAGAAGAAGGUUGUCCGUACCCGUGUUAUUAAAAAGGUUAAGGGUGGCAAACAAGAAGUCACCAAGAUUGAAACCGUAGAAGAAGAUGACAAACAACCUGAAACCACAGUUACAGUUGAGGAAACUCCUAUUGAAGAACAACCUGAAGAAGUUAAAGAGCUUCCUGAAGAAGUUCGUGUUGUGGACUCUAUUUCUGAGGAUGGUAAGCCCAAGAAGAAGGUUGUCCGUACCCGUGUUAUCAAAAAGGUUAAGGGUGGCAAACAAGAAGUCACCAAGAUUGAAACCGUAGAAGAAGAUGACAAACAACCUGAAACCACAGUUACUGUUGAGGAAACUCCUAUUGAAGAACAACCUGAAGAAGUUAAAGAGCUUCCUGAAGAAGUUCGUAUUGUGGAGUCUAUUUCUGAAGAUGGUAAACCCAAGAAGAAGGUUGUCCGUACCCGUGUUAUCAAAAAGGUUAAGGGUGGCAAACAAGAAGUCACCAAGAUCGAAACAGUUGAAGAAGAUGACAAACAACCUGAAACUACAGUUACUGUUGAGGAAACUCCUAUUGAAGAACAACCCGAAGAAAUCAGAGAACUUCCAGAAGAAGUUCGUGUUGUGGAGUCUAUUUCUAAAGAUGGUAAACCCAAGAAGAAGGUUGUCCGUACCCGUGUUAUCAAAAAGGUUAAGGGUGGCAAACAAGAAGUCACCAAGAUUGAAACCGUAGAAGAAGAUGACAAACAACCUGAAACCACUGUUACAGUUGAGGAAACUCCUAUUGAAGAACAACCUGAAGAAGUUAAAGAGCUUCCUGAAGAAGUUCGUGUUGUGGAGUCUAUUUCUGAGGAUGGUAAGCCCAAGAAGAAGGUUGUCCGUACCCGUGUUAUCAAAAAGGUUAAGGGUGGCAAACAAGAAGUCACAAAGAUUGAAACCGUAGAAGAAGAUGACAAACAACCUGAAACCACAGUUACUGUUGAGGAAACUCCUAUUGAAGAACAACCUGAAGAAGUUAAAGAGCUUCCUGAAGAAGUUCGUGUUGUGGAGUCUAUUUCUGAAGAUGGUAAACCCAAGAAGAAGGUUGUCCGUACCCGUGUUAUCAAAAAGGUUAAGGGUGGCAAACAAGAAGUCACCAAGAUUGAAACCGUAGAAGAAGAUGACAAACAACCUGAAACCACAGUUACUGUUGAGGAAACUCCUAUUGAAGAACAACCUGAAGAAGUUAAAGAGCUUCCUGAAGAAGUUCGUGUUGUGGAGUCUAUUUCUGAAGAUGGUAAACCCAAGAAGAAGGUUGUCCGUACCCGUGUUAUCAAAAAGGUUAAGGGUGGCAAACAAGAAGUCACCAAGAUUGAAACCGUAGAAGAAGAUGACAAACAACCUGAAACCACAGUUACUGUUGAGGAAACUCCUAUUGAAGAACAACCUGAAGAAGUUAAAGAGCUUCCUGAAGAAGUUCGUGUUGUGGAGUCUAUUUCUGAAGAUGGUAAACCUAAGAAGAAGGUUGUCCGUACCCGUGUUAUCAAAAAGGUUAAGGGUGGAAAACAAGAAGUCACCAAGAUUGAAACCGUUGAAGAAGAUGACAAACAACCUGAAACCACUGUUACUGUUGAGGAAACUCCUAUUGAAGAACAACCUGAAGAAGUUAAAGAGCUUCCUGAAGAAGUUCGUGUUGUGGAGUCUAUUUCUGAAGAUGGUAAACCCAAGAAGAAGGUUGUCCGUACCCGUGUUAUCAAAAAGGUUAAGGGUGGCAAACAAGAAGUCACCAAGAUUGAAACCGUAGAAGAAGAUGACAAACAACCUGAAACCACUGUUACUGUUGAGGAAACUCCUAUUGAAGAACAACCUGAAGAAGUUAAAGAGCUUCCUGAAGAAGUUCGUGUUGUGGAGUCUAUUUCUGAAGAUGGUAAACCUAAGAAGAAGGUUGUACGUACACGUGUUAUCAAAAAGGUUAAGGGUGGCAAACAAGAAGUCACCAAGAUUGAAACCGUAGUAGAAGAUGACAAACAAGCUGAAACCACUGUUACUGUUGAGGAAACUCCUAUUGAAGAACAACCUGAAGAAGUUAAAGAGCUUCCUGAAGAAGUUCGUGUUGUGGAGUCUAUUUCUGAAGAUGGUAAACCUAAGAAGAAGGUUGUGCGUACACGUGUUAUCAAAAAGGUUAAGGGUGGCAAACAAGAAGUCACCAAGAUUGAAACCGUAGAAGAAGAUGACAAACAACCUGAAACCACAGUUACAGUUGAGGAAACUCCUAUUGAAGAACAACCUGAAGAAGUUAAAGAGCUUCCUGAAGAAGUUCGUGUUGUGGAGUCUAUUUCUGAAGAUGGUAAACCCAAGAAGAAGGUUGUCCGUACCCGUGUUAUCAAAAAGGUUAAGGGUGGCAAACAAGAAGUCACCAAGAUUGAAACCGUAGAAGAAGAUGACAAACAACCUGAAACCACAGUUACUGUUGAGGAAACUGCUAUUGAAGAACAACCUGAAGAAGUUAAAGAGCUUCCUGAAGAAGUCCGUGUUGUGGAGUCUAUUUCUGAAGAUGGUAAACCUAAGAAGAAGGUUGUCCGUACACGUGUUAUCAAAAAGGUUAAGGGUGGCAAACAAGAAGUCACCAAGAUUGAAACCGUAGAAGAAGAUGACAAACAACCUGAAACCACAGUUACAGUUGAGGAAACUCCUAUUGAAGAACAACCUGAAGAAGUUAAAGAGCUUCCUGAAGAAGUUCGUGUUGUGGAGUCUAUUUCUGAAGAUGGUAAACCCAAGAAGAAGGUUGUCCGUACCCGUGUUAUCAAAAAGGUUAAGGGUGGCAAACAAGAAGUCACCAAGAUUGAAACCGUAGAAGAAGAUGACAAACAACCUGAAACCACUGUUACUGUUGAGGAAACUCCUAUUGAAGAACAACCUGAAGAAGUUAAAGAGCUUCCUGAAGAAGUUCGUGUUGUGGAGUCUAUUUCUGAAGAUGGUAAACCUAAGAAGAAGGUUGUACGUACACGUGUUAUCAAAAAGGUUAAGGGUGGCAAACAAGAAGUCACCAAGAUUGAAACCGUAGUAGAAGAUGACAAACAACCUGAAACCACUGUUACUGUUGAGGAAACUCCUAUUGAAGAACAACCUGAAGAAGUUAAAGAGUUUCCUGAAGAAGUUCGUGUUGUGGAGUCUAUUUCUGAAGAUGGUAAACCUAAGAAGAAGGUUGUGCGUACACGUGUUAUCAAAAAGGUUAAGGGUGGCAAACAAGAAGUCACCAAGAUUGAAACCGUAGAAGAAGAUGACAAACAACCUGAAACCACAGUUACAGUUGAGGAAACUCCUAUUGAAGAACAACCUGAAGAAGUUAAAGAGCUUCCUGAAGAAGUUCGUGUUGUGGAGUCUAUUUCUGAAGAUGGUAAACCCAAGAAGAAGGUUGUCCGUACCCGUGUUAUCAAAAAGGUUAAGGGUGGCAAACAAGAAGUCACCAAGAUUGAAACCGUAGAAGAAGAUGACAAACAACCUGAAACCACUGUUACUGUUGAGGAAACUCCUAUUGAAGAACAACCUAAAGAAGUUAAAGAGCUUCCUGAAGAAGUUCGUGUUGUGGAGUCUAUUUCUGAAGAUGGUAAACCUAAGAAGAAGGUUGUACGUACACGUGUUAUCAAAAAGGUUAAGGGUGGCAAACAAGAAGUCACCAAGAUUGAAACCGUAGUAGAAGAUGACAAACAACCUGAAACCACUGUUACUGUUGAGGAAACUCCUAUUGAAGAACAACCUGAAGAAGUUAAAGAGCUUCCUGAAGAAGUUCGUGUUGUGGAGUCUGUUUCUGAAGAUGGUAAACCUAAGAAGAAGGUUGUGCGUACACGUGUUAUCAAAAAGGUUAAGGGUGGCAAACAAGAAGUCACCAAGAUUGAAACCGUAGAAGAAGAUGACAAACAACCUGAAACCACAGUUACAGUUGAGGAAACUCCUAUUGAAGAACAACCUGAAGAAGUUAAAGAGCUUCCUGAAGAAGUUCGUGUUGUGGAGUCUAUUUCUGAAGAUGGUAAACCCAAGAAGAAGGUUGUCCGUACCCGUGUUAUCAAAAAGGUUAAGGGUGGCAAACAAGAAGUCACCAAGAUAGAAACCGUAGAAGAAGAUGACAAACAACCUGAAACCACAGUUACUGUUGAGGAAACUCCUAUUGAAGAACAACCUGAAGAAGUUAAAGAGCUUCCUGAAGAAGUUCGUGUUGUGGAGUCUAUUUCUGAAGAUGGUAAACCCAAGAAGAAGGUUGUCCGUACCCGUGUUAUCAAAAAGAUUAAGGGUGGCAAACAAGAAGUCACCAAGAUUGAAACCGUAGAAGAAGAUGACAAACAACCUGAAACCACAGUUACAGUUGAGGAAACUCCUAUUGAAGAACAACCUGAAGAAGUUAAAGAGCUUCCUGAAGAAGUUCGUGUUGUGGAGUCUAUUUCUGAAGAUGGUAAACCCAAGAAGAAGGUUGUCCGUACCCGUGUUAUUAAAAAGGUUAAGGGUGGCAAACAAGAAGUCACCAAGAUUGAAACCGUAGAAGAAGAUGACAAACAACCUGAAACCACAGUUACUGUUGAGGAAACUCCUAUUGAAGAACAACCUGAAGAAGUUAAAGAGCUGCCUGAAGAAGUUCGUGUUGUUGAGUCUAUUUCUGAAGAUGGUAAACCCAAGAAGAAGGUUGUCCGUACCCGUAUUAUCAAAAAGGUUAAGGGUGGCAAACAUGAAGUCACCAAGAUUGAAACCGUAGAAGAAGGUGACAAACAACCUGAAACCACAGUAACUGUUGAGGAAACUCCUAUUGAAGAACAAUCUGAAGAUGUUAAAGAGCUUCCUGAAGAAGUUCGUGUUGUGGAGUCUAUUUCUGAAGAUGGUAAACCCAAGAAGAAGGUUGUCCGUACCCGUGUUAUCAAAAAGGUUAAGGGUGGCAAACAAGAAGUCACCAAGAUUGAAACCGUAGAAGAAGAUGACAAACAACCUGAAACCACAGUUACUGUUGAGGAAACUCCUAUUGAAGAACAACCUGAAGAUGUUAAAGAGCUUCCUGAAGAAGUUCAUGUUGUGGAGUCUAUUUCUGAAGAUGGUAAACCCAAGAAGAAGGUUGUCCGUACCCGUGUUAUCAAAAAGGUUAAGGGUGGCAAACAAGAAGUCACCAAGAUUGAAACCGUAGAAGAAGAUGACAAACAACCUGAAACCACCGUAACUGUUGAGGAAACUCCUAUUGAAGAACAACCUGAAGAAGUUAAAGAGCUUCCUGAAGAAGUUCGUGUUGUGGAGUCUAUUUCUGAAGAUGGUAAACCCAAGAAAAAGAUUGUCCGUAUCCGUGUUAUCAAAAAGGUUAAGGGUGGCAAACAAGAAGUCACCAAGAUUGAAACCGUAGAAGAAGAUGACAAACAACCUGAAACCACAGUAACUGUUGAGGAAACUCCUAUUGAAGAACAACCUGAAGAAGUUAAAGAGCUUCCUGAAGAAGUCCAUGUUGUGGAGUCUAUUUCUGAAGAUGGUAAACCCAAGAAGAAGGUUGUCCGUACCCGUGUUAUCAAAAAGGUUAAGGGUGGCAAACAAGAAGUCACCAAGAUUGAAACCGUAGAAGAAGAUGACAAACAACCUGAAACCACAGUUACAGUUGAGGAAACUCCUAUUGAAGAACAACCUGAAGAAGUUAAAGAGCUUCCUGAAGAAGUUCGUGUUGUGGAGUCUAUUUCUGAAGAUGGUAAACCCAAGAAGAAGGUUGUCCGUACCCGUGUUAUCAAAAAGGUUAAGGGUGGCAAACAAGAAGUCACCAAGAUUGAAACCGUAGAAGAAGAUGACAAACAACCUGAAACCACAGUAACUGUUGAGGAAACUCCUAUUGAAGAACAACCUGAAGAAGUUAAAGAGCUUCCUGAAGAAGUUCGUGUUGUGGAGUCUAUUUCUGAAGAUGGUAAACCCAAGAAGAAGGUUGUCCGUACCCGUGUUAUCAAAAAGGUAAAGGGUGGCAAACAAGAAGUCACCAAGAUUGAAACCGUAGAAGAAGAUGACAAACAACCUGAAACCACAGUAACUGUUGAGGAAACUCCUGUUGAAGAACAACCUGAAGAAGUUAAAGAGCUUCCUGAAGAAGUUCGUGUUGUGGAGUCUAUUUCUGAAGAUGGUAAACCCAAGAAGAAGGUUGUCCGUACCCGUGUUAUCAAAAAGGUUAAGGGUGGCAAACUAGAAGUCACCAAGAUUGAAACCGUAGAAGAAGAUGACAAACAACCUGAAACCACAGUAACUGUUGAGGAAACUCCUAUUGAAGAACAACCUGAAGAAGUAAAAGAGCUUCCUGAAGAAGUUCGUGUUGUGGAGUCUAUUUCUGAAGAUGGUAAACCCAAGAAGAAGGUUGUCCGUACCCGUGUUAUCAAAAAAGUUAAGGGUGGCAAACAAGAAGUCACCAGGAUUGAAACCGUAGAAGAAGAUGACAAACAACCUGAAACCACAGUAACUGUUGAGGAAACUCCUGUUGAAGAACAACCUGAAGAAGUUAAAGAAUGGUAA